CAGCUGUGUGCUGGGUGUGGAGCUGCGGCGAGGCCGGGCUGCCCGGCUCCUCGGGGCACACGGGAAGGAGGCACGUACACCCGGCGCGAUGGCGGAGAAGCGGGUGUCGCGCUGGUACUUCGGGGGCCUGGCCUCGUGCGGGGCGGCCUGCUGCACCCACCCGCUGGACCUGCUCAAGGUCCAUUUGCAAACCCAGCAGGAGGUGAAGAUGCGCAUGACAGGGAUGGCGGUGCAUGUGGUUCGCAGUGACGGCUUCCUCGCUCUCUACAACGGGCUUAGUGCCUCCCUUUGUCGACAGAUGACGUACUCCCUCACCCGCUUUGCCAUCUAUGAGACCGUGCGGGACCGCUUGAGCCAGGGGGCCCAGGGGCCCAUGCCCUUCUACCAGAAGGUGCUGCUAGGUGCAGUAGGAGGUUUCACGGGUGGGUUCGUGGGGACCCCGGCUGACAUGGUGAAUGUCAGGAUGCAGAAUGAUAUGAAACAGCCGGCACACCUGCGGCGCAACUACUCGCACGCUCUGGAUGGGUUAUAUCGGGUGUUCCGUGAAGAAGGGUUGAAGAAAUUGUUCUCAGGGGGAACAAUGGCAUCAAGUCGAGGGGCCCUGGUUACCGUCGGACAGCUCGCCUGCUAUGACCAGGCUAAGCAGUUGGUCCUUGGAACUGGCUUGCUCUCCGACAAUAUUUUUACCCAUUUCCUGUCCAGCUUUAUUGCUGGGGGAUGCGCCACAUUCCUGUGUCAGCCCUUGGAUGUGCUGAAGACACGGCUUAUGAAUUCCCAGGGCGAGUAUCGGGGUGUCAUGCACUGUGCAAUGGAGACUGCCAGGCUUGGACCAUUGGCUUUUUACAAGGGCCUGGUUCCGGCUGGCAUCCGGCUGGUCCCUCACACCGUGCUCACGUUUGUCUUCCUGGAGCAGCUGCGCAAAUAUUUUGGAAUCAAAGUACUGGCCUGAGAAGGAAAGGCCCACCUAGUUAAAGACAGAAAAGAUGGCCAGGGGCAGGCAGGGCUAAGAGUCUGGAAAGUGGGAUUCUCCCCAUGCCUGGGCACCGGCACGAUCCCUUGUCAAGGUGCCACAGUCAUACAGUGUCCCCCUAAGUGCCAUGGCACCAGCAGAUGCCUUGCAGAAUGCCCCUUUCCAGUGCCUGACAGUGUCGCAAUCCCUGGGCAAUCAUUCCAUGUCAUGUGGCGCCUGAUGGCAGAACAGCCAGUCGGCAUUUUCUGCUCCGGUGCCCAGCAGCAGGGAGCAGCCCGCCUCCCGAUGCCUUUCUCCUACGCCCAGCAACCUGCCGAAGCCUCUGCCCCCACCCAUUAGUGCCACAGCACUCCCGCCGGGGCUGUACUCCUGCAGGUGCCCCGGCAUUCCUCUCCUACCUCCCGACAGCCACACUACGCCCGUGUCUAGCAGCCAGCAUUCCAGCAGCACACCGCCAUCUUCCUCCCCGGCGCUCGGCAUGUGGGGCCUGCAGGACGGGGCUGCCGCCCUUCCGUGCCACUGAUGCUGUUCCUCGCCUUUCCCCACUCUGCCUCCCAGGCCAUUUCCAUUUUGUCAUCUGUUGCCAUAGCUUUGCUUUGCAGGGGCAGUAGAUGCCUCCCAGCCAUCUCGCCCUGCUGGGCACCCCUGCAUGGAAGAAUGUUGAGGUCCGUGCAUUGUGAUGUCUCUGUCCACUUUUCGCUGUUUACAGUAAGAGUACAGUGAGCUGGAAAAGCAGUUCUGGUAGCUGCUGAGGGCUGCUCAUAGCAAUACCCCAGCAAGGCAUCCUCUUUUUUGCCCCUCAGUGACCCAGAUUCUUACACCCUUUUUUGAAACAAGACUCCUCUCUACAUCCAGCCUGUGCCCUUUUUCCUACCUCAGUCUCCUCUUACCCUCAGGUCUCCCAUCAGCGGGAGAGGUGGUUCCGGGUAUCUUUACUCUUUGUGACUAGAAGUAGCACAGGGAAAGUAACCGGUGCCACCUAAUCCAGCUGCGCAGCAGGCCGGGCAUCUCUUGCCUGCUGCUUUCACCUUCCACCUUAUUCAGCCAAAGCCUCCUGAAGCCAAAGUGCCCCAUCUAGACCUCCUACCUACCAAUGAGAGCAGAAAGCCAGCCUCUGUGGCCAGGCCAGGCCAGCUAGCAAGAGGCCUGGUAGGCAACCCAGGCAGACUGACCUUUCUAGUCCCUUGUGCUGUCUCUCCUGUAACCUAGAUGAGCCGGGUGGCUGCCUCUUUAACUGUGGGCGUGAGAGGGGAGAAGGGCAUGGGGGGAGGGGGGAGGACUUGGUGGGUGCCUGGAAGUGCCGUACUUCAGUUAGCCUAGGACAAUCCAUGUUGUGCCCGAGGGACAGACUCCGGUUGCCAGGCAGGAGGCCCUCAGUUUACUCGGGCACCUUGAGUAAGGCCCAUUUUCCACCUGGGUCUCUAUGCUGUGCCUGCCCAACUUCUUCUCUGAGCCAUUUGGGAGCGUUGGAGGAAGCCCUGGAGGCUGUCAAGUCUCUGGGUUGCCUUGCGGUACUGUGAUGUCAAGACCCUGUUGUAGCACUGAUUCGCUGUCAUUUCUUAUGCCUCUGGAUCCGGCCCACCCUGGGCCUUGCCUGGCGAAGGGAGGGUUGUGUCCUCUGCCUGUCCCUUCGUGCUGCUGGCUUUGUUGCCCACCUGCUCACCCACUGGCACAGAGAAGGCCUUCCUGCCAUGUGUGAAGCAUCAUUCCAGAGGGUGGUGACCCUGUGGGACCUAAGAACCAGAACAAGUGAUCAGCACUUUUGUAAUCAUGAUAAUAAAGUGAUUGUGCAAAGCA
Molecule: messenger RNA, 2767 nt
Organism: Varanus komodoensis (Komodo dragon)
Lineage: Eukaryota; Metazoa; Chordata; Lepidosauria; Squamata; Varanidae
Gene: SLC25A10
Product: solute carrier family 25 member 10
Exons: 11
Coding region: 89-949 (286 amino acids)
Biological process (GO): thiosulfate transport; oxaloacetate transport; succinate transmembrane transport
Cellular component (GO): mitochondrial membrane
Molecular function (GO): oxaloacetate transmembrane transporter activity; antiporter activity; malate transmembrane transporter activity
Source: RefSeq, a predicted model, not a curated record